Molecule: messenger RNA, 1099 nt
Organism: Drosophila obscura
Lineage: Eukaryota; Metazoa; Arthropoda; Insecta; Diptera; Drosophilidae
Exons: 2
Coding region: 195-1025 (276 amino acids)
Source: RefSeq, a predicted model, not a curated record
UAUCUUUCAAAAUCUUUGACAAUCCCUUACACGAGCUGUCAGCUAAAUCUCACAGCAGACCGAACUCGCCUCAGCGUCUGUCUGCAGGCAGCAGAAAUAUUCAGAAUAUAACAUACAUGCAUAUGUAUGUGCAUUAAUAUAUGUACGUACAUUGCACAUAGCAAAGUCGUAGGAGAGGAGGCAAGCAAGUAAUAAUGGGUGCGGCUGUGUCGCGGCGACUGUCGAGCGACGAGAAAGCCGAGAUCCAGGCGGGAUCGGGUUUCUCGAUAUGCCGCAUCGGCUAUCUGUUCGACAUGUACGAGUCGCUGCGCAAGCAACACGGAGUGGUGCAGAACAGGGAUCUGGUGCACUGGCCCCCGCUGGCCGGCCAUCCGCUGUCCAAUGUGAUCCUGGAGCGCAGGCUGAAUCCGUCGAAGGGCUUCCGGCACUUCAUCAACAUACUGGAGCCCUUUCAGCGGAAGACAUCGGUGGAGCGGAAGCUGUGGGCCGUGCUCCGCCUGUUCGAUAAUAAUGCGGACGACCUGCUCACAUCGGACGAGUGCUUCGAGCUGCUGCUGCGAUUGCCGUGCACGCGGCGCCAGUUUCGGGAGAUGCGGCGCAAGUUCAAUCAGCUGCUGGUGGAGAAGGCCAAGGAGUGCGCCCGGCAGAUGGUUCGUCAGCACGCUGAGCAAGAGGACGCGGAAGAGGGAGAGGGCGAGGGUGAGGAGUGGUUUAAGGAGGAGGCCUUCAAGCUGUGUCCGGAGCGGGAUCAGAAGAAACAGAAUAAGAAUAAAAAGAAGGCGCAGAAGAAGGCUCAGAAGAAGGCACAGAAAAACUCAAAGAAGAAGAAGAAGUUUGAGCAGGAGCAGGAUCUGAUAUCUACUUGGGAUCAAAUCCACUUCGAGGACCUGCUCUACAUCACUGGGGGCAUGGACCUGCAGGACUCUCUCUCGCUGCGCUUCCCCCAAGCCAUCGACCAGCCAACAUGCCCACACGCCCUCGCCCACGCCAACGCCCACGCCCACUGCCGAUGGGCGUGGCAGUGAAUUGCAUAUCCUUUCGCCGCUCUCAUAACAUCACGUUGCAAAAGUUUUCACAUAAACGCAAAAGUUAAGUCAUU